CCGUGACUGCCUGGUUUUACUCGAUGCACACUCAAAAGUGUGUGAAAAGAGCUGAAACUCUACCAGCAGAUGAAGACGGGGUAGCUGUAAACAUGUCAUCACCUUCAUUUGUUCUGUCUAACACUGAAAGCCUCUCAGUGUCUUUCUGUGGUUCAGGCUUUUUAGCAACAUACCAGCUGGGUGUUGCGCAAAGUCUUUUGGAUAAUGCACCAUGGAUCCUACGAGGUGCUCCAAGGGUGUACGGCGCGUCUGCAGGUUCUCUCGUUGCUGCUGCUGUUGUUUGUGGAUCAAAUCUGGGUCGCGUGCGAGACAAUCUUCUGGAAUUUGCGAGAUUUACACGUCAGCUUCCUUUCGGUCUUCUGAGCCCCACAGCUGAUGUCUACAGAUGGCUGGAGGUCACACUGGAGCGAUCUCUGCCUGAUAAUGCCCACAGGCUGGCCAGCGGACGUCUGCACGUUUCCAUGACUCGCAUCCUUGACGGGAAAAACGUCCUAGUGUCGGAAUUUCAUUCCAACGAAGACCUUAUAAGAGCACUUUUGUGUAGUUGUUUUGUUCCUUUAUACUCUGGCACCAUCCCACCGCAGUAUAAAGGUGAGCACUACAUGGAUGGAGGUUUCACAAACAUCCAGCCCUUUGAAGACACGUCUCCAACCCUCACCAUCUCCCCAUUUGCUGGAGAGAUGGACAUCUGUCCCUCUGACACCUCCACCACCUUCUGUGAUGUCAUCAUCCAGCAGCUGUCCUUCCAUUGCUCCAUGCCCAACUUAAUCAGACUGUUAGAUGCCAUGUUCCCUCGAGACUGGAGGAUUUUAAAGAAAGCGUUCUACAGUGGAUACCAAGAUACCAUUUACUUUCUGGAGUGGAGCAAUGCUUUGCAGUUGUACCCUGACAGGAGGAUGGAAUCUGACGUAUCUGAUGAUUCUGGGACGUCUGAUUCACUGAGCUCUGAUCACUGGAUGCUGACACAGACUGAUGCAGAGGACAGAGACCAUCAAGAGGAACUUCGAAAGAGCGUUAAAGAGGUCUUCUCACCCCAGGGUCCAUCCCGACCCACCCAGGAAGUACAUCAGAUCUCCAAAGUACAGGUUCAGGAAGUGCUGCUGUGUAAUAUCGUGGGUCAGCUGGAGAUUAUGAGUGAUCCAAAAGUAUCUUUAUCUCAACGAACACUAUCGUUCCUGCUCUUUCUGUUCACUCUGCCAAUAUGGAGCGCCACAACGUUUGCUAGCAGGUAUCAGAAAUGGAUCACACACGCCGUGACUGUGACAUACUGGGUCUUGCAAGGCUGUAAACUGUUUAUGAUCUUUGUAUUCAACAUUUUCUUGUCCACUAUGUGGAAAAGCCUGAGAGACAUGCUGAUGAGUCUGAUCAGUUUCGUACCUUCACAAGUUCAUGCCGAGUACCAGAGGGCUCGACAGCUUAUUGAGAGACGUGAUGCCUCCUCUAGUUUCAACGGUCCGGUCUCUGCCUCUUUCCAAGACAGUUCUUCCAUAUCACAGACCCUCCCGAACCUCUACACACUCCUGCGUUCACUAGAGAUAGACAGAAAAUGGAAAAAACACAAGAUAGAGGUGCAGCACACAAUACUGCAGCAUAUGACUGCAAAGAGAAGUUAAAUGCGUGCGAACCGAACUUGUAAAAGCUUGUAUCUCCCUUUUUCGUAAUUUCCAUUUUUUUCAUAAAUCAUUACUAUUCGUCACCCUGCAUGUUUGUCUGUGGGUUUUGCAAAUCUGAAGUAUUAAGAAGAGCUGGUCAACUUUGACAACAUAGUGUUUAAUGAUAAAAAAACAAUGCGGUGGAAUACUGAAUUCUAUUCUAAGUAUUUUAUUCACAUAUUCAAAGUAUGUUCCUAAAAUAUGGGUGCACAACUGUUACACUUAUGUACUAAUAUAUCACAAGACUCAGUGAUUCACAUGAGAUGGAUUAGAAAUAGUGCUCAAUGAACACAUUGAAAUGUCAGGGGUGGCUAAUGCAUGUUGCACACAUUACUAGACUUCAUUAUUUAAUGUCAACCAUUGAUAAUUACAUUAUCUUUUUAAAAGAUGCAAAAUAUGAUUUAGGAAAGCUCAAAGUUCCCUCUAUGAAAUAAGACAGUGGAACCAAAAAGCAUGUCCUGGCACAGCCUCAAUCCUUCAGUGGCGAGUCGUGUGAUGCAGCAUCUACCUCCAUCAGUACAAACAUCUACAGUCUACCUUCAGACCACAGCUAAAAAGCAUGUCAAAUUAACUUUGCAUGAUAUCCAAAGCGGACUCUCAACCUUGUCUAAGUUAAGAUAACCGAUCCAUUGUUACGUUUUGAAUCCAAGAGUUUAGCAUGAAUAGGCGAAUCUCACAAAGUAUUGUGACAUUUUUAUGACAUUUGGGAAGAAUUUUUUAGUGAGAAUCACUCAAAAAGCAUUGCGAGGAUCUGUUGAGAAAUGUGACAUUAUCCUGUGGUUAAACUUAAAAUGUUAUCACAUGGUAAGAAAUACAAAACAGACGCUUUCAAGCAUUAAAAAACGGCUAAAGACAAUUUUGUGUUUUGUAUUUAUUAUAAAACCUUUUGUAACAGAACUCUCGUGCAUGACAGACGACGGUAAAUACGGUCCAAAAAUACUCUUUAAUGAU
Messenger RNA from Triplophysa rosa, 2603 nucleotides. It is a transcript of the gene pnpla1, whose product is annotated as patatin-like phospholipase domain containing 1. Lineage: Eukaryota; Metazoa; Chordata; Actinopteri; Cypriniformes; Nemacheilidae. The record is from RefSeq and is a predicted model, not a curated record. Gene Ontology annotation, cellular component: cytoplasm; lipid droplet; membrane. Gene Ontology annotation, biological process: lipid homeostasis; triglyceride catabolic process. The coding region runs from base 24 to 1613 and encodes 529 amino acids. The transcript is spliced from 9 exons. Gene Ontology annotation, molecular function: triacylglycerol lipase activity.